Penicillium canescens is the source of this 497-nucleotide messenger RNA. RefSeq names its product mitochondrial 37S ribosomal protein uS19m. The record is from RefSeq and is a predicted model, not a curated record. Bases 1 to 285 code for a protein of 94 amino acids. Gene Ontology annotation, molecular function: RNA binding; structural constituent of ribosome. Gene Ontology annotation, biological process: translation; ribosomal small subunit assembly. Gene Ontology annotation, cellular component: ribosome; cytosolic small ribosomal subunit. The transcript has 4 exons. NCBI's taxonomy places the organism in Eukaryota, Fungi, Ascomycota, Eurotiomycetes, Eurotiales, Aspergillaceae.
AUGUUCCCCACACGCGCCCUGCUAGGCCGAUCGGUCUGGAAAGGCCCGAACAUCGUCCCUAUCGCUCUCCCGCGCACUCUCCCUCCUCCCCCGAACACCCCCCCAAUCCGCACCACGAAACGCGCAGCAACCAUCCUCCCGAACUUCGUCGGUCUGCGGUUCGCCGUGCACAAUGGCAAGACAUACGUUGAGAUCCAGGUGACAGAGGAGAUGGUCGGUCGCAAACUUGGGGAAUAUGUUGCUACCCGCAAGCGUUUCACAUACAAGCAGUCAAAGAACAAAUAGGCGGUUCGUUCGUUCGGUACUUGGUGCAGAUUCCAUGCCCUCUUUUUUGCAUAUGUGAUGGGUGGACUGUGCUAGCAGAGCUAUGUUGCAUUCUUUUCUUUUUGUUUCGCCAUACCAUGUACAGUAUAUAUCGUUGGUUUACGUGUGGAAUUAGCUACACUUGGGACGGAGUUCACCAGUGGUUUUUUAUAUGGUCACAGUUUGUAGAUAUG